Messenger RNA from Clonostachys byssicola, 3000 nucleotides. The record is from the annotation of a GenBank genome assembly. NCBI's taxonomy places the organism in Eukaryota, Fungi, Ascomycota, Sordariomycetes, Hypocreales, Bionectriaceae.
AUGAGACCAGCUGAGAAGGAGCCCAAGCUUGCACCUCCGCUAAAUUAUGGUCAAAACUCCUCUUCGGCUCGUAUCUUUUCUUCUGGCAAGUUGGCAUCGAAUUCCACUUCCCCAUACUCCAUUCCAGAGGAGAUCCGAGAAGCGGCAAGAAAGGUUGCCGAGUCGACACCCCAGAUUCCCAAGGGCGAUCAUAGUGAAGUCGCAGCAGCGAUAAAACAGAAAUACCGCUCCAACAACAAUGAUACCAAUGCGCCUGAGCCUCUUGAGCCCCCCGAUGGGAAGCUGGGUCAAUGGGCUACCAGCACCUCCAAUAUGUCUUCCAAAGUAUCAGAGCGCGACAGCGGCUAUUGGAUGGUGGAUAUGGCCAAACGAGGUCAAAGCCCGUUUGCACCCUCCGGAUAUAAAGUGUGGCGAAACGUCAAGGAUUAUGGCGCCAAGGGUGAUGGCAAAACCGAUGACACCGCAGCAAUCAACAAGGCAAUCUCUGACGGCGGCAGAUGUGGCCCAGACUGCGGCUCAAGCUCGUUAUAUCCCGCUACUGUCUACUUUCCGCCGGGCACCUAUCUCGUCAGCAGUUCCAUUAUUCAGUACUAUAAUACCGAGUUUCUUGGUGAUCCGAUCAAUGUUCCAACAAUCUUGGCUGCUUCAAGUUUCGUUGGAUUAGGCGUUAUGACUAGUGAUGUCUAUAUCAGUGAUGAUGAGAGCUGGAACACGGAUCCCACGGCAUAUAUAUGCGGUAUCCAUUGGCAGGUUGCCCAGGCCUCUUCCCUUGAAAAUAUUGAGUUUUAUAUGCUGUAUAACAGCGAGGUGCCCCAAAAUACCCAACAGGGAAUUUAUAUGGAGAAUGGCUCGGGAGGCUUCCUAGCAGAUCUCACGUUUGUGGGUGGUAAUUUCGGGGCUUAUUUCGGAAACCAGCAAUUUACAACAAGUCGUCUCGUAUUUGUAAACUGCAAAACUGCUGUCCAAGUACAUUGGGACUGGGCAUGGACGAUGCAUGAUUUCGUGAUUGAGAGUUGCGGCACGGGUUUGGUCAUCGUGGGUGGUGCAGGAGGACCUAUGAGCACUGGACAAGGUGUGGGAUCUCUUAUAUUGGUCGAUAGCAUCAUUGCCAAUACCGGAGAAGCCAUCGUUACUUCCCUCGUGGCAGAAAACUCGACGUCCUUUUUACUCCAAAACGUUGGCUUUUUCAACGUCCAGACCGCAAUCAAGGACAGUUUUAAGAAUAAUGCAGUUCUUUUACCUGGCGGCAACGAAGUUAUUGUCGAGAGCUGGGGUUUUGGUAAGAUUAGCAACGCUACUACAAACGCCGACGGCAACGUUGUAGGCCGCGAAUCUUUUAUUCACGGAGGCGAGAUCCCGGCAAUGGCCCGAAGCGAGGUUCUUUUGGGCGGCCAAAAGGACAAGAUGGGUAGAGACAUCUUCACUAGGCGUCGUCCAAAAUAUUACGAUGUCCCGCAGCAGAGGAUCAUGGAUGUCAUGGCAUUGGGCGCGAAAGGCGAUGGCAAGACCGAUGACACACCCGUUCUCAACGCCAUUUUAGAUGGCGCAGCAAACACAUCAUCCAUCGUCUAUUUCCCUCACGGCGUGUACAUUAUCAAGGACACCCUCCGAGUUCCUGUCGGCUCCCGGAUCAUUGGUCAAGCUUGGCCCCAGAUUAUGAUGAGUGGAGACCCGAAUUUCUUGAACGAGGAAAAACCUCAAGUUGGUAUUCAGGUCGGGAGACCGGGAGAACAGGGCAUCGUAGAGAUUCAAGGCAUGAUGUUCAGUCAGUCAGGAGCAACUGCCGGGCUGAUCAUGAUGGAGUGGAAUGUGAAAGAUUCGACCCAAGGGUCCGCUGGCAUGUGGGACUCCCAUUUCCGAGUCGGUGGAGCGAUAGGGACCAAGAUGCUUCUGGAAGACUGCCCUAAGAAGACUGGCAGUAUCAACCCCAGGUGCAAGGGAGCGAGUCUCAUGAUGCACCUUACUCCAGAAUCAUCGGCAUAUCUCGAAAACAUCUGGAUCUGGGUCGCUGAUCACGACUUGGACAAAAAAAGCCAGGAUCAGAUCGACGUAUUCGUCGGCCGUGGCCUAUUGGUUGAGAGUACUCAUGCCUGGCUUUGGGGAACAUCCGUGGAACAUGCGACCGAAUCGCCGUAUUUCCAGCCUGUACCACCCGCUCCACAGCCCUUCAAGACAGGCCUCUUCCCCAAUGACCCUACAUUCGCCAGCUGCGCAAACAAUAACGAGAAAGGCUGUGCCACCUCAUGGGCUGUGAGAAUUGUUGAUUCGUCAGCCAUAUACAUGCUUGGUGCGGGUAUCUAUAGCUGGUUCUAUGACUAUAGCAAAACCUGCGAAGAUACUCGUAACUGCCAGCAGCGUGCAUUCGAAGUCGAGCAAAGCUCGGAUAUUUGGAUAUACAAUCUUUGCACUUUUGCCAUUGUCGAAAUGAUAUCCCCUCUAGGAUCUGUAGCUACAAAGGCGGCAGAUAAUGUGAAUGGGUUCCUUUCGUCUAUCUUGGCCUGGCUUCAAGGGGCCGGGAGAACCAGCGGCGAGCGGGAAUUUGAAGGAUUCCAAGUUUACGACGCCGCAGAUGUUGGUGAAAUGCGGAACAAGUUUCCAGAGAUUUGCAACACUGCCCUCACUCAACGAAUAGACUGCGAGUCGACAGUGGAAGGCUUUGCCAAGGUUUCGCAUCAUGGGACCCUUGGGAACGACACUCUUACAGACUUGGUCUGCCAAACUGGCUGUGGGAAAAGCCUCAAGUCAUGGUAUGACAAUGUGGAAAGUUCCUGCAGCGGAUACAAGCUGGACAAUGGUGCGUUGCCAGUGCUGCUUGGUGCACGAAUGUAUGCGGGCUACAACGAGACAUGCUUAAAGGACGAGAGCACUGGAAGAUACUGCAACGAUAUCAUUUCCGAGUUCACCGUUGUUCACAACUACACGGCCAUGCCAGAGAGGAUCAACUACAACCCAACCUCAGGCGAUCCCAGAGCCCCAGAAAUCGGUAUUAUGCCUUUCUGA